Molecule: messenger RNA, 683 nt
Organism: Ahaetulla prasina
Lineage: Eukaryota; Metazoa; Chordata; Lepidosauria; Squamata; Colubridae
Product: alveolar macrophage chemotactic factor-like
Exons: 4
Coding region: 65-364 (99 amino acids)
Biological process (GO): antimicrobial humoral immune response mediated by antimicrobial peptide; neutrophil chemotaxis; inflammatory response
Cellular component (GO): extracellular region
Molecular function (GO): chemokine activity; CXCR chemokine receptor binding
Source: RefSeq, a predicted model, not a curated record
GGGCACCACAAAUCCAUCUGGGUGAGCUUUGAGACAGCAGCGUGAGUCGUCUUCUACAGCCAGAAUGAGUAACCGUGUCUUCCUUGGGUUUUCUGUUUUGCUUAUUGCCUGCCACCUCACUAGUGCAACUAUCUUCGACCCGCUGAAUUUAAGCUGCAAAUGCGUCAGAGUCACCAGCACCUUCAUUCGUCCGGCAAAAUAUGCAAGAGUCGAGCUCUUUCCAGCCGGAGUUGCCUGCAAAAAAAUGGAAAUCAUAAUCACGCUGAAGAACAAGCAGAAAGUUUGCGUUGAUCCCGGAGCCAAAUGGGUGAACAAUUUAUUGAACAUGAUAGAAAAUGUGAAUGGACGCCAACGUUUUCCUUGAAAUGACGUUUGACGGGUCCUUGAAAAUCCAAGGCACCCGUGACCCAGCCAUCCCAAAAUGUGAAUCUUCCUGCAUUUCUGCUGUAUUGUGUCUAAUUUGUCCUGAAAUGAUUGUUAAAAGAGUGGGUUUGGACUUUUGGAAAUCUGGAAGCAAUGUGAACAUGCAAGCUGGAAUCUGAAUAGGUGUAGUGUGUGAGAAUGACAAAAUUUGUAUUUCUGUGUGAGUUAGAUCAAUAAAAAAAAAUUCUGUGGCAAAAAUAGUCCUAGUUUUGUCUCGACGUAUGUUCAUAACUGAGGCCUAAAUUUUUGUUACUAAGGGA